CCCCACAUUACUCCUCACUAUACUCCACAAAGCAAAAUUUGCCAAGGGUUUCUAAGGGCGCAGAUGCAAAUCGCCCGGGAACUGAGACAAAGAACACAUCCAGUCCUCCCUUCUUCACUCCCCAAGUGCCAAUUCCCCAGCUUAGCUCGCACACAGAGACAAAGAACAACAGUGUGGCACCAACCAAUGCAGCCAAGAAUUCCACACCAGAAAGAAACAACCAAAAAUCCUCUCUCAGAAUUGAACUCGUGUGCUACAAACUUUGUCUCCUUGCUUUCCGGUUAAAGCACUAGCGAACAAGCAAUUAAUUAAAUCCCCCACUACCACCGCCCGCGCCGCGGCUGCUAGCUGCUAUCUGAUCCGACUCCCCCACACUCUUCUUCUUGUCUCUGAUUGAUUGCAUUUCGCUCUGCUCCAAGAAACGCGAGGAGAGGCAGGGCUCCAAGGAAAUAAGCAAGAAUCUUUCUCCUGAUAGAUACAUACCUAUACCAUACGGAGAAGCGCAUAGCCAUCUUGUUGUGGAUUCCUUCUUGUGGGUGCUGUGCUGGGCGCUGGUGGUGAAGAGAUGGCCUAGCGGCGGGAUGGGGGCGGCUGGAUCUCGAUCUAUUGGGGUUGCAGCCGGCCGCAGUUGCAGCAGAGAGAGGAGGAAUCCUGUUGGGGGCGGGCAACUGAUUGAUGUUAGAUUGUGAUUAGCUGUUGUGGCUGUCAUACUCUGGCCGUGGCAUCACAGACGAUCAGUGUGUUCUUUAAAAGUAUAAGAACAGCUCGGCUGUUCAGUUUGUUUGCAUAAUGGCAGCAACAUCACCAACUAUUGCAAGGCGCAAGUACUCAUGGUGGUGGGACAGUCAUAUCUGCCCGAAGAACUCAAAAUGGCUUCAACUGAAUCUUGAAGAUAUGGAUAGCAAAAUUAAGCUAAUGAUCAAGAUUAUUGAAGAAGAUGCUGAGUCAUUUGCAAAAAGAGCUGAAAUGUACUACCGGAGGCGACCUGAGUUGAUGACCUUGCUAGAGGAGCUGUACCGUGCAUACCGAGCUUUAGCAGAAAGAUAUGAUCAUGCAGCCGGGGAACUCCGACAGGCUCAUAGGAAAAUAGCAGAAGCAUUUCCUGAUCAGGUUCUAUUAGACUUGGAUGAUGAUCUACCAGUUGAGACUACAUCCAUUGAAAAGGACCUUCAGAAUCCAGACUUGACUUCAUAUUUCCUAUCUUUAUUUAAUGCUAGUGAAUCAAAAGGCCUUGUUAAAGAUGACCAGAAUUAUGAGAAGUUGCAAAAAGAACUAGUUAGUCUGUCACAAGAAAAUCAAGAACUCAAGAAUAGGAUCUCAUCAGUGUUAGAGCGGAGCAACAAUGCUGAAUCUGAGGUUCUUCGCCUAAAAGAGGAUCUUGCACAACAAGAGGCGGAGAAGGAAGCUGCAGUUCUCCAAUGCCAGCAAUCCACUGCUAGGUUAGAAAACCUAAAGUCUGAAAUAUUGUAUACCCAGGAGCAGUUCAGCAGACUGAAAGAGGAGAUGCAAACUGGAUUGCUACCUUUAAGCACCGCAAACGAGCGUUUUCUAAUGCUUGAAAGAGCUAACCAGGACUUGCAUUUGGAACUAGAGAAGCUAAAACAUUUGUUGAAACAGAAGCAUGACGAGCUAAAUGAGAAGCAAGCAGAGUUGGAAAAUGUUAAUAUCUCUAGAGAAGAAGAGCAUCUCAAGUGUAUGCAAGCAGAAAUGGUGAAUCUCUCUUUGGAGAAGCAAUUUUUACUAGCACAGGAUAGAUUGAGCCAUUUGGUUCUUGAGAAGCAGAGUGAAGCAAUCAAGAUUAAGGACAUUGAAACAAGCAAAUUUAUGCUUCAGAAAGAGUUGGAGAAGAUCCUAGAAGAUAACAAAAGGUUGAAUGAUCAACACAACUCUUCUUCAGCAGUUAUAACUCAUCUUCAUGAUGAGAUAAUUUUAAUGAAGGAUGCACAACACAGACUUAAGGAAGAGGCGUGUCAACAUGUGGAUGAAAAGAAGACACUUCAAUAUGAACUUUCUCACCUUAAAGAUGACAGAAGUGACUUAGAGAGGAAACACUUUUCAAUCAAGGAGCAAAUAGAAUCGGUGAACUUAAAUGUAGAAUCACUACACGAUCUUGCACAAGAGUUGAGGGAUGGAAAUUUUGAGCUCAAAGAGGUUAUCAAGAACCAUAAGAGCACAGAACUUCUGCAUACUGAAAACCUAAGGCAGUUGGAGAAGAUGUCUGAGAAGAAUGCACAUUUGGAGAAGUCUUUGGCAGCUGCAAAUACUGACCUUGAAGGGUUAAGAGAGAAGAAGGUAGCAUUGGAAGAAUCAUGCAAGGAACUCAAUUCCAAGAUUUGCAGUCGUCAAUCCGAACGAGCUGUUCUGGUUGCACAGAUUGAGGCAAUUUCGCAGACCCUGGAGGGGCUGCUGAAGAAGAAUGUAUUUUUGGAGAAUUCAUUAUCUGAUGCUAAUGUUGAACUUGAGAAUUUGAGGACGAAGUUGAAAGAGCUGGAAGAAUCUUCAGAGGCAGUCCACAAUCAGAAUUCCAUUCUUGGAACCGAGAAGAGAACUCUUGUCUGUCAGGUUGAUAACAUCAGCGGUACUCUUCUGAACUUGGAAGUCCAAUACACAGAGCUAGAAAGGCGACACACAGUUCUACAGCAGGAGAAAGACACGGUGCUUGACGAAGUGAUCAGGCUACAGGAACAGAUAAGGUUCGAGAGGAAGGAACACAAACAUGCAAGCAAGACUCAGUUUGAUGAUCUAGAGAAGCAAGUUAGCCUGUUGCUUGAGGAAGGCAGGAAUAGGGAGGAGCAGCUUGAAGAGGAGGAACUCAAGAUUGCCAAAGCUCAAGUAGAGAUCUUCAUCUUAAAGCAGUGUUUGCACGACAUGGCAGACGCAAAUUCUGAUUUGUCAGCACAGUUGCAAAAGAAGAAAGAAGUAUGUAAGGUUCAGGAGGAGAAAUUGGACUGCUUAUCACUGCGUAAUGAGAAACUAACUGAAGGGAUCGGUUCAGUGCUGAAAGUAUUACACUUGGAUGAGAAGUAUGAAUCCUUAGACCAAAUGAAGCCUGAAAUCAUUGUGCAGCUCAUCUUGCAUGAGAUCCACUCCCUGUGUAAUACAAUAUCCGAUGCCCAGGAUGUGAAACAGAAUGAACUUGUUGAGAAGUCACUUGUUGUCACACUUCUGGAGCACCUCAGACAUGAGGUAGCUGACCUGAGGUCAGAGCGGAACAUCCUCAAGCAAGAUCAGCAGGAAAAAAGCAAGGAGUUGCUCCAGCUGCAGAGCGAAAGGCUGGAAAUCAUGAAAAUCAGCAAUGAGUUCUGGGAAGAGAUGGAGGCUCGCAACCACAGAGUUGACGAGCUUAGGGCUGAGGCAAAGUUCUUGGUUGGACAGUUGUCAGAACUGCAAGAUUCUCGGAGGUCACUGCAAAAUGAGAUUAUCAAGCUGAUUCAACAGAACUCUUUUCUGUCAGAUGAACUAAAGGAUUCCAGAGAGAAACAAAAUAUGUUUGAAGAUGAUUUCAGCACUCUCAUCAGUGACGCAGUCAGCAAAGAUAUCCUUGUUGUGAUCUUUAGAAGUCUUCAUGAAGAGAGGGCCUUACAAUUGAAGUCUUUGCACAAUGAUUUUGCAUGUAUUCAAGCUGCAGGAAGUGAGCUUUGUCAGGACAUCAGCAUGUUGAACAAGAAUCUUGGAGACAUAGAAAUUGAGAAUAACCACCUUGGGAAAGAUCUCAAUGGAACCAUGAAUAUUCAUGACCGGUCUAGUGCAGAAAAUGCCUCAGAAAAAGGGAAUCCAGCAUGUAGAGAUAAUAAUCUCAUAAGUUCUGGCAAGAUCCGACAGGAUUACCAUGUAAGCAUGGAAGUGGAACAGCAGAAGGAUGUAGACAUCUCUGGUCUUGAUAAAUCGAAUGAAAUGCUACAAGAGGAGGUACUUAAAUUGAAGGGCAAAGUGGAAGUGCUUAGGAGCAAGGAUAAGACUCUGAUAGACAUAAAAUCUUGCGAUGAGGAGAUCAAGGAAUUGAUGUCUAACAUGCAAAUGGCCAUUAUGAAUGCAGCUCUGUUCAAGGAGAAGGUACUUGAGCUUAUCAUAACAUGUGAAAGUUUUGAGAUAAGUUCAAUGGUGCAGAAGGAGGUGCUGAAGGAAGAUAUCACCCGAAGAAAUUCAUAUGUGGAUGAGCUGAAGGAUAAGCUAAAUGCCAUAGAGAAUGAGAACAGAAGACUGAAGGUUGAUCUUAAUGGUGAUUUCACGAUGUUAGGAUCAUUGCAGGCUGAAGUCAGUACCCUAGAGAAACAAACCAUGUCUCUUGCCAAUGAUUGCUUGCAAUCAAAUAAGCUCAGGAUAGAGGAAAAUGCAUUAUCACCUGAGCCUUUGAAAACCAUGGUGUCAAGUGAUCACAAUGCAAUGAAGAUGGUGAAAGAAAUGGAGCUGCAGAAACUGCAUGGAACAAUCAAAGCACUCCAGAAGAUGGUCACGGAUGCGGGUGUCCUUCUCGAGCAAGAGAGGCUUGACUUCAGUGCCAAUCUGCAAGAAGCGAGGAAGCAGAUUGAGGUCCUGAAGCUGAAAGAGAUCUUGGAUGAUGACUUAACUGAAAUGAAUUAUGAGAAAAUGCUGAAAGAUAUACAACUUGAUCUCAUCCAAACUUGUUCAGGCCGUAGAGCUGAGUCCGUAGGUCAGGAAAAGAAAAAUGUAGCACCAGCAGAUGACAAGGUGCACGACGUUCGUGGCAUUAUUGGACCAAGCAGUAACCAUAUUCAUGAAGAUUUGAGACCACCACAAAGUGAGUCACUUGAGAAAGACAAUAGUAAACAGUCUCCUGCCGACCUAAUGGUCGUAAAGGAGCUCGGUGUUGACAAGCAAGAGCUACCAAGGUCUAUCACCAGGGAGCCGCACCAGGAGUGGAAGAACAAGGUCAUCGAAAGGUUAUCUUCUGAUGCACAGAGGCUCAACACCCUCCAAUCCAGCAUUCAAGAUCUCAAAACAAACACCGAAGCAUCAGAAGAGCACGAGCUGGAGAGUGUCAGAUACCAAAUAAGAGAAGCUGAAGGUACCAUCAUGCAGUUGAUUGACACCAACAGUAAGCUGUCCAAGAAGGCUGAAGAGUUCACAUCUGCGGAUGGUCUCGAAGGGGACAACAUUGACUUGAGGAGCAGACACCAGCGGAAGAUCUUGGAGCGUGCCAGGAAAAUGUCAGAGAAGAUUGGGAGGCUGGAGUUGGAAAUGCAAAAGGUCCAGCAGGCUCUGCUAAAAUACGAGGAGCAGAGUAGCAGUAGAUCAUCGAAAACCACACAGCGGCGAUCCAAAGUGCAGCUCGUGGAGUAUCUCUACGGUAGAAGGCCAGACAGUCGAAAGCAGAAGCGAUGCUCGCCCUGCGGUUGCAUGAGAGCGAAAACCAUCGAUGACUAACCUGGCUUCACGCCACUUCUUUUUUAAAGGCAAAACUGGGAGGCCAGGAUUUUCAGCUCCAUGAAUGGAGCAAAUCAUGAUAUGUUCAUGUUUACUUGGGUGAAUAAUGGUGUUUGAGGAUUGUAAAUGGUAGUAAAAAACUAAACCAUAUGUUAUAAGUUUACCUCCUGGCUUGUAAGAUUAGUGCUAACAUUUUGUUGCUUCUAGCUUCAGAUCAUGUUCUAUGAAUCGAGCAAGUGAACAUCAUAGCUAGUGGAAGUUUUCUGUAAACAAGAGGGCACAUACAUACAGUUCAUUAUUUGGAGAA
Brachypodium distachyon (stiff brome) is the source of this 5692-nucleotide messenger RNA. RefSeq names its product protein NETWORKED 1A. The record is from RefSeq and is a predicted model, not a curated record. Gene Ontology annotation, molecular function: actin filament binding. Lineage: Eukaryota; Viridiplantae; Streptophyta; Magnoliopsida; Poales; Poaceae. Bases 790 to 5385 code for a protein of 1531 amino acids. The transcript is spliced from 6 exons. Gene Ontology annotation, cellular component: plasma membrane.